Racocetra persica is the source of this 335-nucleotide messenger RNA. The record is from the annotation of a GenBank genome assembly. NCBI's taxonomy places the organism in Eukaryota, Fungi, Glomeromycota, Glomeromycetes, Diversisporales, Gigasporaceae.
ACCAACCUAGUAUUAUUAUAGAUCCUGAUGAGGAAGUAGAUCUUGUUUGCCGGUUAUUAUUCUAUCAACCAACAGGGUAUCAUUCCAACCCCAAAAAAUUAUGGAAAGAUCUUAAAGCAGAGAGAUAUCAAUUUCCAUAUAAAAAAGUAUGUGAGUGGCUUACGAACCAGAAUGAAUGGCAAAAACAUGCCCCACCACCAAAAGAUACUCCACGGUUUAGUUAUGAACGAUUCAAUAAAACGUUAGCAGAGAUGCUUUAUAAAAUUCAGUAUGCUGUUGAAUCAAUAUCCAAAAAUCCUAAAUUAAUAAGAGAGUGGGUCAAGUAUUUACCAGAA